Messenger RNA from Arabidopsis thaliana (thale cress), 1452 nucleotides. RefSeq names its product GRAS family transcription factor. Lineage: Eukaryota; Viridiplantae; Streptophyta; Magnoliopsida; Brassicales; Brassicaceae. The record is from RefSeq and is marked reviewed. The transcript has a single exon. The coding region runs from base 1 to 1452 and encodes 483 amino acids. Gene Ontology annotation, cellular component: nucleus.
AUGAAUUAUCCUUACGAGGACUUCUUGGACCUCUUCUUCUCUACCCACACUGACCCGCUUGCCACGGCUGCAAGCACCUCUUCGAAUGGUUAUAGCUUGAAUGAUCUUGACAUUGAUUGGGACUGUGACUUCCGUGAUGUCAUUGAAUCCAUUAUGGGUGAUGAAGGAGCCAUGAUGGAACCGGAAUCGGAAGCUGUUCCAAUGCUUCAUGACCAGGAGGGACUUUGUAACUCUGCGUCAACGGGUUUGUCUGUGGCUGAUGGGGUUAGUUUUGGUGAGCCUAAGACUGAUGAAUCAAAGGGCUUGAGGUUGGUUCACUUACUUGUGGCUGCUGCUGAUGCGUCAACUGGUGCGAACAAGUCUAGAGAGCUAACUCGGGUUAUACUUGCAAGGCUUAAAGAUUUGGUUUCUCCUGGUGACCGAACUAACAUGGAGAGGUUAGCUGCUCACUUCACCAACGGACUUUCAAAGUUGCUCGAACGAGAUAGUGUUCUGUGUCCCCAACAACAUCGUGAUGAUGUCUAUGAUCAGGCGGAUGUGAUCUCAGCGUUCGAACUGCUGCAAAACAUGUCUCCAUAUGUCAACUUUGGUUACCUCACUGCCACACAGGCUAUUCUUGAAGCUGUGAAGUAUGAACGUCGAAUCCAUAUAGUGGAUUACGAUAUCAAUGAAGGCGUUCAGUGGGCUUCAUUGAUGCAAGCCUUGGUGUCUAGAAAUACAGGCCCGUCAGCCCAACAUCUUAGAAUCACGGCUUUGUCACGAGCAACAAACGGUAAAAAAUCCGUGGCUGCAGUCCAAGAGACUGGGCGGCGUCUAACUGCGUUUGCCGAUUCUAUCGGCCAGCCAUUUUCAUAUCAACACUGUAAACUUGACACCAAUGCAUUCAGCACAUCAUCUUUGAAACUUGUAAGAGGAGAAGCAGUGGUAAUCAAUUGUAUGUUGCAUCUUCCUCGGUUUAGUCACCAAACACCCAGUUCAGUCAUUUCCUUUUUGUCGGAAGCUAAAACUCUAAACCCGAAACUUGUUACGCUUGUUCACGAAGAAGUUGGUCUGAUGGGAAACCAAGGUUUUCUAUAUCGUUUUAUGGACUUGCUACAUCAGUUCUCAGCCAUAUUCGACUCUCUAGAGGCAGGCCUUUCAAUCGCUAACCCGGCCCGUGGCUUUGUUGAGCGUGUUUUUAUCGGUCCUUGGGUUGCUAAUUGGUUGACGCGUAUCACCGCUAAUGAUGCAGAAGUCGAGAGCUUUGCUUCGUGGCCACAGUGGUUAGAGACUAAUGGGUUCAAACCCUUGGAAGUGAGCUUUACCAACCGUUGUCAAGCAAAACUCCUUUUGAGUUUGUUUAAUGAUGGAUUUAGAGUGGAAGAAUUGGGCCAAAACGGGCUCGUUUUGGGAUGGAAAUCUCGGCGUCUUGUGUCGGCCUCCUUUUGGGCCUCGUGCCAGACGAAUCAGUAA